GUAACCCCCACUUUCUUCUCAUUUAUUACAUCUUUACUCACCCUCAACCUAUACUCUUCAAACACUCUCUCCAGUUGUUGAAAGAUUGAGCCUUUUCAAGUAAAGAAUCAAUGGCAUUGUUUCUUCUCUUUCUCCUAGCCUUCUCUGCUGUUUCUGCUGACGAAGAUGCUUUCAUUGGCGUAAAUAUUGGAACAGACCUUUCAGACAUGCCACACCCAACUCAGGUUGUAGCCUUGCUGAAAGGCCAGCAGAUUCGACAUGUACGUCUCUACAAUGCAGACCGUGGCAUGCUUCUCGCGCUUGCUAAUACAGGCAUCAAAGUUGCGGUUUCAGUUCCAAACGAACAGCUCUUAGGAAUUGGACAAUCCAAUUCAACAGCUGCUAACUGGGUUGCCCAAAAUGUCGUAGCACAUUACCCAGCCACUAACAUCACAACCAUUUGUGUUGGUUCUGAGGUACUAACUGCCCUCCCUAAUGCAGCCCGGAUAUUAGUCACUGCCCUUAAGUUCAUCCAUUCAGCCCUUGUGGCAUCUAAUCUUGACAGGCAAAUCAAAGUUUCAACACCGCUUUCUUCAACAAUUAUCCUCGACUCAUUCCCCCCUUCACAAGCUUUCUUCAAUCACUCUUGGAACCCAGUUUUGGUUCCCUUGCUCAGUUUCCUGCAGUCAUCGGGUUCAUAUUUAAUGCUUAACUUAUACCCUUACUAUGACUACAUGAAUUCAAAUGGUGUUAUUCCACUUGAUUAUGCACUCUUUCAACCUCUUCCUGCAAAUAAAGAAGCAGUUGACGCCAACACACUUGUCCAUUACUCCAACGUAUUUGAUGCUAUGGUUGAUGCUGCUUACUUCGCCAUGUCUUUUCUAAACUUCACCAAUAUUCCUGUUAUGGUAACUGAAUCAGGAUGGCCAUCUAAAGGUGACUCCAAUGAGCCAGAUGCAACUUUAGAAAACGCAAACACUUACAACAGCAAUUUAAUAAGGCAUGUACUAGACCCAAACAAAACUGGAACUCCCAAACACCCUGGUAUUGCAGUUAGUACAUACAUUUACGAGCUAUAUAAUGAAGACACAAAAUCCGGGCCACUGUCAGAGAAGAACUGGGGAUUGUUUAAUAAUAAUGGGCUGCCAAUAUAUACCCUACAAUUAAUAGGGUCAGGACCAGUUUUUGCAAAUGAUACUGCGAAUCAGACAUUCUGUACUGCAAAGGAAGGUGCAGAUUCAAAAAUGCUGCAGGCUGCUUUGGAUUGGGCUUGUGGACCAGGCAAAGUAGAUUGUGCACCAUUGUUGCAGGGACAAUCUUGUUAUGAUCCUGACAAUGUCGCUGCACAUGCAACAUAUGCUUUUGACGCAUACUAUCAUCUGAUGGAAAAGGCUCCUGGCAGUUGUGACUUCAAUGGAGUAGCUGCGAUAACUACAACUGAUCCAAGUCACGGUUCUUGUACGUUUGCUAUCAGUGGCAAUAAUGGGACUUCUCUAAACAGCACGGCCUCGGCUACAGAUUCAAAGGCCUCAGGUUCGCCUGCUUGCAUCAUGUAUGCUGGUACCUACUUUGGUGGCAUUUUAGUAAUGGAAGUGUUAGUCUGGCUUGUGGUGAUAUUGUAGUAUAUAAGUAGGAGAAGAGAAGUGGUUUGCGCCUUGUGGUGUGAUCCUUCCAUAAGAAGAUUUAGCUUCUUGAAGGUGAUCCUCUAAUUUUCAUAGAAAGGGGAGUUAGAAAUUCCUAGGAUGUCUUUUUAGUGUGUAUCAAGGAAUUGAUCUUUGACUGAAAUUCAUAUUAUUCUAUUUAUUGGCUUCAUUUUUCUA
This is a messenger RNA of Daucus carota subsp. sativus, 1799 nucleotides long. RefSeq names its product glucan endo-1,3-beta-glucosidase 2. Gene Ontology annotation, biological process: carbohydrate metabolic process. Gene Ontology annotation, molecular function: hydrolase activity, hydrolyzing O-glycosyl compounds. Gene Ontology annotation, cellular component: plasma membrane. Bases 111 to 1601 code for a protein of 496 amino acids. The transcript is spliced from 4 exons. NCBI's taxonomy places the organism in Eukaryota, Viridiplantae, Streptophyta, Magnoliopsida, Apiales, Apiaceae. The record is from RefSeq and is a predicted model, not a curated record.